Styela clava is the source of this 5013-nucleotide messenger RNA. The record is from RefSeq and is a predicted model, not a curated record. Lineage: Eukaryota; Metazoa; Chordata; Ascidiacea; Stolidobranchia; Styelidae.
UACAUCAAUGUCAUUAUGUAAAAAUAUUUUUCUACAGCAAAUAACAACAAAUGUAGCUUUAGUGACACUUGGUCCUUGAACGGCAAUUUUGCAAAUCAAAUUUUGUGCCUUCCUAUAAAUAGAGAUAAUGUUGAACUGUAUUAGUUUGCUUUGUGAAUGAGCUGUAAGGGUAGGCCUAUAUAAAUAUGUUUGGCGUCAUUAAAGUUGACAGCUGAAAUUUUGUAGAUGUAAAUUAAAAGACACAACUUGGUGGAUGGUGGUUUAUUAUGAGGAUAUUCUUUGAGUCAAAAAAGUCAGAAUUAAAAAGAGAUAAUAAAUAAAGCAAAUAAUUUACCAUUCCAAAUACAUCUGGGUUGGAAUAUUUUUGACAUCCUAAAGGCUCAACUUUCAUAUUCGUCUCUUUGUGUUUUAUGUGCCAACUCAUUCGUGGUGCUGGAAAACAAUGCAAAACUUAAUAAUAAGUGCAGAUUCAUAAAAAAAUGAUCUUCAGUGACUCAUGGACAUGGGCUGGUUUUAUUAGUUUUAGUUUAUGGCCUCUUCACAAUAAAUUUUUAUUAGUUUCAUGUGGGAUUUCAUGCUAUGUUCAUUACAUUUUAUGACUCUUUCUUAGUAUUUUGAUUCAUAGUAUGAUUGUACCGUACCCAUUUGCGUAAAACGUUGGUGUAACAUCUAACAUGUUUGUGUCCGUUUAGUUAGAUCAAUAUAUUUACCAUUAAACUUUUUCUUUCUACUGCCUGGUGCUUUGUGGUCGAUGGGGCUCACUAAUAUUCUGUGAGUCAAUAUAGAUUGAUUUCUCACUUCAUAGUUCUAUUAUUUUUUGAUCGUCAUUCUUUUAUCUGUUGGCUUGUUACUCAUUCAACUUCCUGGUAUACUGUAUGCGAUUCGACUGUUGUAUACAUUUAUGUGCUGUUAUUUUUAAUUAGUACAGAAUGUCAUAGGAUAAUGUUACAUUUUAAAAAAUUUGGUGAUGAAAAAAUUUCAGAUAUUCACUUAUUUUUGGUCGGUUUUGCAUGUUUGUGCCUUAAUUAAUUUUCUUGACCUACCUAUGUGUAUUACUGUAUAUAGUUAUAUUUAUGAUGUAAAUAAUCUAAAAUGUGAGAAAUUUUUUUGAAAUAUUUUUGUUGAAUUUUACUUUGAAAAAUACAUCGAUGGAUACUGGAAGAGAUUUUUAAUAAAGGUUGGCGAUAUCAACUCAUUCACUUUGUGAAAUAGUUUAAUGUUUUCAAAAAUAAAAAUAAAAGUGUCAAAAUUAUUGUGUAUUAAAAAUAAAUUAUCUCAUUAUAUGGGCAAUGUGUCUUGUUAUUUCUACCAUUUUUGUGAUUUCUAACUUGUAUCCUCCUGUACUUUUCCGAGAAUUAUUCAAGCAAAAUUUCUCACAUUGUAAAGAUGUAACUAACAAACUGUUGUGUCUAAAUUUCCAGAUCAGAUAUAAAAUGUUAACGUAGCUUUAUAGUUGUAGAUUGCUUCUCCAUUGCUAUUCUUCAUUGGAGGGGAGGGAGGCUCAUCAGAGCGAAAAAAAAAUAUUCACCAUGGAGGGAAAUUCUCCAUACAUCACAAAUCUUGUAAAUAGCAUUAUUGGUGUCAGUGUUCUUGCUAUGCCAUUUUGUUUAAAACAAUGUGGAAUCAUCCUUGGCCUAGGACUCCUGUUUGGUGCAGCUUGGUUGACGUAUAUUUCAUGCAGUAUGCUUUCUAAUUCAGCCUUUUAUAAAAGAAGACGAACUUAUGAAUAUUUAGCAUUAUAUACAUUAGGACCAACAGGAAAAUUCACUGUGGAACUGAGCAUGAUUGGUAUGAUGCUCGGAACUUGCAUCGCAUUUUAUGUUGUCAUAGGAGAUUUAUCGAAUGGGAUAUUGUCGAGAUUUAUCGAUGGUGCAGAUCCACACACACUGAGAGUCUUCACUAUAAUAUUUUGUGCAUUAUGUAUCGCAUUACCUCUCGCAAUGAUGAAGAAUUUGUCUGUUUUAAGUUAUUUUGGAUUCUUCAGUCUUACUUUUUAUUUGGCUUUUGUUGUCGUGGUCAUUUUAAACGCUGUCAGUAAUGGAUUGUUAAGCUGGGAAUGGAUAUCGAAAGUGAAUUUAUGGCGACCGGCAGGAAUGUUUCAAUGUCUACCCAUCUUCAGUCUUGCGUAUGCUUGUCAAUGUCAACUAUUUAUUGUGUAUGAUUCAUUAGAAGAACCUUCAGUCAGAAGAAUUGAAGAUAUUGUUUCAAGUGCAAUCAAAUUUGUAACUGUUGUGUAUAUGUCUGUUGGAUUCUUUGGCUAUACAACAUAUCAAGAACAUAUAGCUGGGAAUCUUCUUGUCAGUUUUCCUUCAAAUAUGCUGCUGGAUUUCAUCAAACUUGGUUUUGCGAUGUCUGUUGUCCUCGGAUUUCCUCUCAUUAUAUUUCCAUGUAGACAGAGUAUUCAUACAUUGUUUUUUGGAAAGCCUGUUGGUGAAGGACUUCAACCAAAUACCUACAUUCCGCCAUUUUUAUUCAAAUCAAUAACUCUUACCAUUGUGCUGUCAACAAUGACUGUUGCUAUCAUGAUUCCUAAUGUUGAAACAAUCCUUGGAUUGACUGGUGCAACAAUGGGAUCCAUCAUCUGUUUCAUCUUUCCUGCUUUGAUAUUCGAUAAAGCGAAUCCUAAAGGAUCAGGAUUUGUUGCCAAGUUUGUGUUUGUCGUCGGCUGUCUACUGCUUGUGGUCUGCACUUAUUCAAAUCUUGCAAACACUGGAACUGCUGUUGUGGUUGAAAAUAAAACUCCUCUUGUUCAUGAUGAACCCAAAUUACCAGCUAUUGAUCCUCGUGACAUAAACAACAACCCAGUAGUCGAUAAACCAGUGGAAACUGAUAACAAAGUUAUUGAAAAAGAUGAGCCUGAUGAUGGAGGAGGACAAGAUAAAGAUAAAGCAGAGGCUGUGGCUGAAGUGCAUGAUGAUGAACACAGGCACGAGCCUCCCAUUCCAAUUGAUCCAGACAAUCCUGCAAAUGGGAAUGAUAAUGUAAAGUCACCUGAAGAAGAUCAGAUUGAUACUGGAGGAAAUAAUCCUGUUGAAUCAGAGAAAAAACUCGAAGAUCAAGUUCAGGUGGAUCCUGUAGUUCCGAAGGACGACUUACCAAAACAAGAAUCUCCUAAAGUAGAUUCAAACAUCCAACCUCCAGAGGAAAAACUAGAAGAGGAGCGCCAGAAUCCUCCUGUAUUAUCACCAGUGGAAAAACAACACCAGGAACCUGUAGAACAUCCUAAUAUAGCUGAUCAUCAAGCUGUAGAAACACCAAAGAAAAGCGAGGAUAUCCCAGUGAAACGUGAGGCUUCCAAAGACAAUGUAGAAAAAAUGAAUUCUCCCGUUGAUGAAGCAGAACAACAACAUCACGAAGUAAAUCAACCAAAAAGUCUUUCGAAAGAAGAAGAAAUCCAGAAACAACCUCCUCCAGUCCCUCAACAACCGGGAAUAGCAGCCAAAAUACCACCAAGCAACGUCAAACAAGAAGUCAGACUACCAAACCAAGAAGUUCAUGUUCAACCUCAAGUUGAUCAAAAUAUUCAACAACAACAACUGCAGCAACAACAACAACAACUGCAGCAGCAACAACAACCAGGUCAACAAAAUGUCAUGCAACCUCAAGCUCAACAAGGGAUUCAAGAAGGCAAGGAAAUAGUGAAACCUGAUUCUCCAGGGAAAGUAGUUGAUCCUGCUCAAGAAAAGGAACUUUUGGAAAAGAUAAAAAUCCAGCACGAUAAACAACAACAAUUGUUAAUUGAACAAGAAGAAUUAAUCAAGAAAUUAGAAGAACAUCAAGAUAAGAAAGAACAGGCAGGAGAAGAAAAGCCAGAGUUCCUCGACAACAAUGAAAACAGAGGAGAAAAUGCACCAGUGAUUAGACCAGUUCAACCUGUGGCAGGAGACUCAAAUAAGGCACCGGUGGCACCAAUUGGUGGCAUAAACACAGGCAUGGACAAACAAAAUGACAUGCCAGAUAAAAACGUAAUGCCACAACAUCAGGGUGGUGGUGAAAAAGUAAUGUUAGGGAGAGAGAUAUUGUCUGAUGAUCUUGGCACACCACAAGUGCAGGGUGACAUUAAUGAAGCGGCACAACAUAUAGUGCCACAAAAUAAUCAACAGGUGCCACAAAAGGAUGACAUACUCUUGUCAGAAGAUAGGCUUCAUGUUGAAACGGAAGAGAAACCUGUUAUUAGACAAGAACGAGCUCUUGGAGAUUCUCCGGAAGAAAUAGACAAAGAAAUUGAAAAAGAACUUUCAAAAACAGAAAAAGAAGACUCAAGAGUAAAUAAUGAGAAAAUUUUAGAGAAAUCGGAGGAUAGUUUUAAUUUGAAUGCUAAAAUUAUUGAAGCAGAUAUCCAAAAUGAACAAGGGCAAAUUAGGACCCAAAAUGGCGAUCUUGAAAAUGAUCAGGGUGAAAAACUAACUCAAAAUGAUGAAAUUGAAUUAAAUUCUCAACAUUCAGAUAACAGUAUUAAUAACCCUAUAGAAGCUAAAAAUGCAAAAUUAGAGAAUCCAUCCCCAGACUCAAACGACCUUGACAAAGCUCUUGAUGAGACGGUCAAGGUCGAAGCAGAAAAAAUGAUUUCUGAUUGUUUAGAAGACGAUGAAAAAUGUUGGCAAGGGAGAGGGAAAAUGAGGGAAUUAAAAUCUCUGGAUCAAAUCGAUCUGUGAUAAUUUAUUCGAAGUUAGAUAUGUGCUACUGAUGUUCAUUUUUCCCGGAUUCAGAUUUUUCUUGUUUAGUCAUGCUUUUACCUCGUUUUAAAGGCUAGAUUCGAUUCUCAAAAAAGUAAAAUGUAAUACAGGGUGUCCAUAAAGUUUUGAAUAUUUUUUAAAUUGCAAAGGGAAUUUAUCGAUACCAUAUAUUGUUUUGGUCCUUAUGGAUGUAUUAUUAAAUGAAGUAAAAAUACUUGAACAAGUACUGAUUGAAAAACAACAAACCUGGUUAAGAUAUAUUGAGAACUGACUUAAUAACAAAAUUAAAAUUGUAAAGGGACUUUAUGGACACCCUGUUAUUUAUUUGAGACCAUAU